Molecule: messenger RNA, 546 nt
Organism: Pestalotiopsis fici W106-1
Lineage: Eukaryota; Fungi; Ascomycota; Sordariomycetes; Amphisphaeriales; Sporocadaceae
Product: adenylate kinase HBR1
Exons: 3
Coding region: 1-546 (181 amino acids)
Cellular component (GO): nucleus; cytoplasm
Molecular function (GO): ATP hydrolysis activity; ATP binding; AMP kinase activity
Source: RefSeq, a predicted model, not a curated record
AUGGUUACUCGCACGGAACCCAACAUUGUCAUAACCGGCACGCCAGGUGUCGGCAAGACGACACACUGCGAGGUCCUGGCCGAGCGUUCAGGUCUGCGGCACCUGAGCAUCAACCAGAUUGUCAAGGACAAGGAGGCGCAUGAGGGCUGGGACGACGAAUUUCAGAGCUGGGUUGUGGAUGAGGACAAGCUGCUGGACGCCAUGGAGGAUGAUGUUUCCAAGGGUGGCUGCAUUCUAGAUUGGCACGCCUGCGAUCUGUUUCCUGAGCGCUGGGUUGACCUCGUCGUUGUGCUAAGGACGGAUUCCACAGUCCUCUACGACCGGUUGAAGUCGAGAAACUACCCCGAGGCCAAGCUGCAAGAGAAUCUGGACAGCGAAAUCAUGGAGGUACUGCUGCAAGAGGCAAGAGACUCGUACAGCGAGGAGAUUGUGGUGGAACUCAAGAGCGACGAUUCGGACCAGAUGGAGACCAACAUUGACCGUAUCGAGGCUUGGAUUAAGCAGUGGAAGGAGGAUCAUCCCGAGGGCCACGACGGUAGCUCAUGA